GUGAGACUAACGCGCGCUUACGGGUCCGCCUGGUAACACUUACCAUUGGGGCCCUGUUCGAGAAAAGAGGCGGACAGAGUAUAGUCGUGAGUUGCGUCUUGCACAAAGCACAGUCCCGCCAGAGACGUUGAUCCGCCAAGCUGGAAUCGUACGCGAGUCCUCCACUCUCCCCGACGACGCAUUGGUCCUUCGGCCUCGAUCCAGUGCGUAUGGUUUCGUUUGAGGGCAUGGAUGGUGAUCUUCGACGGCUGAAGCAGGAUGAUCAGCAAUUCCAUUACGCCACGCAACCGGGGAUGCCCCGUCGCUCCGCCCCUCGGUCAUUCGGCAGUACUAGCAGUACAGGAGAUCGGUUCAGACAGGCCGGAUACCCUCCAACACGUGUAGACCCAUCGCAGGCCGCAGGAAGACAACGAAUACCUGCUACCUACAUGGACUAUGGAUACACAGACAACACUUUUCAGGGCGGUGCUUUGCAGGACGAAUUGCAACCGUAUACGCCAGCGUUGCGUGACCACCAGGAACGCCAGCAGCAACCCUUUCCUACCUACGAGUCCGAGUUGGUAUACAGCCUCGGGCAGCAGAACCCAACGCAAACCCCGUACGAGGUCGUGCCACCAUACCCGUCACGGCAGUCUGCAGCCCUGGAUUCACUCUCCGGUCAAUUUGCCGUUCCACAGUAUUUCACUCCCAAUGAACCGUCAGGCGCUGGGCUCCCAUCGACUUACCUGGCAACGGGACUUUCUCUGUCCCCAUAUAAUCAGCUGGGGCCCAUUGGACGCUCAAGCGCAACACACUCCUUUUCGGCAAACAUGGCGGACAUGACCCCCGUGCGGGCUACGGGACAGCAACAACCGUCAUCACACUCGCAACCACAAACAUUAUUGUCAGAAGUGUCCUCUGCAACGGAGCCGUUGCGGCAAUUCCAGCGAGCAUUACGAGGGACAGUCGAUCACACCCAUGCCGGCCGGUUGGUAGAUGCUAGUCGAUCAUUGCUUGACAUCUCCGAGUGGCUCAUGUUUAGUGCGCGGGAGCUUGGUAUUCUUCGCGAUGACCAGAUGCUCCACUCGGAUCGUCUGAAAUUAUGGAAUGAUUUCAAUAACUGUUGGUUAGCGAUGUUCCAAAAGCAGAUAGACAUGACGCAAGAACUGCUUCAGACAGGUCGUCAUUCAUCUCGUAUCCUUACAAUCGACGCCAUGGAGACUCUGGGGAGAGAACUCAUACGAAUUUGCGACCAAAUGGAGCCGCAUGGCUUGGUUGAUUAUGAGAUGGGCAUAUGGGAAGAAGAAAUUCUCUCUGUCCUCCGUCAAUGUUUAACCCUCAUUGAGAAUCGACCCGAACUCGCGCGCAACCGUGCCGCCGCAACCUCGCACGCAUGAGGGUUUUUUUUUUUUU
Molecule: messenger RNA, 1392 nt
Organism: Aspergillus calidoustus
Lineage: Eukaryota; Fungi; Ascomycota; Eurotiomycetes; Eurotiales; Aspergillaceae
Source: the annotation of a GenBank genome assembly